Stegostoma tigrinum is the source of this 2208-nucleotide messenger RNA. RefSeq lists its product as uncharacterized. NCBI's taxonomy places the organism in Eukaryota, Metazoa, Chordata, Chondrichthyes, Orectolobiformes, Stegostomatidae. The transcript has 8 exons. Gene Ontology annotation, molecular function: D-serine ammonia-lyase activity. The record is from RefSeq and is a predicted model, not a curated record. Gene Ontology annotation, biological process: D-serine catabolic process. Bases 226 to 1344 code for a protein of 372 amino acids.
AUGGUCCUGGGAGCCGUCUGCUCUCCGCCACUAACCGCGGAUCACCUCCCCACCCUUCCAUUUGGUCUCAUAUUAUUCCUUGCCCUCAGCUGUUAAAAGUCGCCGUUGACAUUUCAAAACACUGCCUCACUUCAAACCUGUUGCCCUGUUCUUGGCGGGAAGGCCUUACAAGGAAAGGUUGAGAGCGCUAGGGCUUUUCUCUUGAGAACACCGAAAGGGUUCACCAUGGUCUCUGUCGCAUCAGUUCAGCAGCUCUUGACCCCUGCAUUCACCAUUGAUAUCCAGAAAGUUGAGAAUAAUGCAAAGCGAAUGAUUGAGCGAUGUCAGGCCCUGGGAGUUCAACUCCGGCCACACAUGAAGACCCAUAAAACUGUGGAAUGUGCAGAUAUUAUGACAGGGGGCUCUCGAAGGUGCAUCGUCGUCUCCACACUGGCUGAAGCACGUUUCUAUGCUGACCAUGGCUUUGAUGACAUCCUGUAUGCUUACCAACUUCCUUUCGACAAAGUGGACAUCUGUGCUGAGCUAGCAGAACGCCUGGAGAUGCUCCACGUGAUGAUUGACGAUGAGCUGGCCCUAGCAGAGCUCACAAAGAGGCGACUAAAAGAUGGGAAAGCAUGGCUGGUCUGGCAGAAGGUGGACUGCAACAAUGGAAGAGUCGGGGUACGACCCGAGGAUCCAGCGGCAAUGAUAUUGGCUAAAUCCAUCGCGGAAUGUGAAGGUGUGGAGCUAGCUGGGGUAUAUGCACAUUGUGGGAAUUCCUACCGUGCAACUGGAUUGGAGGAGAUUCAAGCUGUGGCCCAGGAAACCACCAUAGCCACCCUGGAAUUUGUGCAGAAGUUAGAGGAAGCAGGUGUGAAGUGUCCUUGCUCAAGUAUUGGUUCAACACCUACCUGCAGUCACCCUAUACCAGACAUGGCUCGUCUCAGUGAGCUCCAUCCUGGAAACUAUGUCUUUUAUGACAUCCAACAGAUGAUGAUUGGUUCCUGUCAGAUGGAUGACAUUGCUGUGCGGGUACUGACGAGGGUCAUAGGUCACUAUCCACAUCGGAAUCAAAUGCUGGUCGACUGUGGAUGGACAGCAUUGAGCCUGGACAGUUUGGGAAAGCUGCCGACAGGCUAUGCACUCAUUGAAGGCCAUCCUGAGCAGAAGUUGGUGGGAAUGACACAGGAACAUGGAAAAAUUGAGCCAACUUCAGGGAAACCAAAUUUUCACAAGUUUCCGCUUGGAAGCUUGAUCUCGCUUAUUCCUUAUCAUGCCUGUGCCAUUGCCGCAAUGCAUCCUGUCUACUAUGUGCACUCAGAAGGUAGGAUUGUAGCUGAAUGGAGACCAACACGAGGCUGGUAGAACAAGGACAUCACAAGAGGAGAUUCUACUUGUGUUUCUCAUAGUGCCCAUGAUAAGUAGCAAUUCAGAUGUUGCCAUUCCCCUUCCUCUCCCCACAUCUCUGCACAGUCCUCCUCCUCCUCAGAUAUUUAAAUGUUUAGAAAAUGUGAAAACAUUUCCAAUAAAAAUGGAGACCACACUGCCCAUUGCGUCUCCAGCUCUGGAGAAAUGAGCAACACAGCCAAACCCAUUUUCUAGGAUGUGCUUCAUAUCUGUGGAAGCUGUGGCACUUGAAGGAGUCAAGGGCUUCUACCUGCACUAGUCUUCUGGGCAGUGAAAGUUAUCUGAAAUUUGGAUUAAUCUCAGCUGUGAUGCCCUCCACAAUUGAACGGCCCACCGUCAAUAAUGAACUGGGGUGACAACUGGAGUGUGACCAAAUCCCAGGGAACAGAAUAUUUUCAAGAAUAGGCAAAUGGGAGACUGAGUACAAAGUAGGAUUGCAUUUAAAGAUGUACUCAGCAUAUGUCAGAUACAAAGUGAUCAAUCGCUUUAGUCCUUUGCAAUGUGUCACCUGGUUGUGAGACAUUAUUGACCAGAUGUAACCACUGGAGAUGGGAGUUUCAUUCUGGGGAGUCACUUUUGACUGAAUUGUGAGCCUCACUGUGUCGCUGAUUGCAUGCACGGGCCAAAGGUCAGUGGUUAACACUGCUGCCUCAGCACCAGGGACUCAGGUUUGAUUCCCGCUUUGGGCAACUCUCUGUAUGGAGUUUAUUCUCCCUGUGUCUGUGUGGGUUGCUUCUGGAUGCUCUGGUUUCCUCCCAAAGUCCAAAGAUGUGCAAGUGAGGUGGAUUGGCCAUGCUAAGUUGCAUGUAGUUUCUAGGGAUA